AUGGCCACCCUAGCUGCCUUAUGUUCUUGUGGAACUUUAUUUCUCAUGAUGAUGCUGUUUCCGCUAGAGCAUGGCUUGGAGGGGGGCCAGGAUGCUGCUGCUACUGCUACUGCUGCUGCUGCUGUGGGGGCUCUCUCUGGAGCCCCCUCUCUUCCACUCAUUCAGGUGCUUCUGGGCCAGGCCCCACCCAAGACCAGCCCCAGGGGCCGAAACAAGCAUCUAGCCAGAGGGCAGCCCCUGCGCUACAUGCUGAACUUGUAUCGGAGCGUUGCCGACAGGCAUGGUCGCCCGCGUAGGAACCGGCAGCUGGCCACCAAUACCAUUCGCCUGGUCAGGCCUUUUGCCAAGACCCGCCGGCCUGGGGCAGGUCCCUGGUUGGUCUGGAAUCUCGACUACCGCCUGGAAAUCCAGCCACAAGUGGAGCACCUGGUGAGGGCCACUCUGGUCUAUUCUAGGACUAUGUCCUUGGCUCAAGGCCAGUUCUUGUGCACAGCUGAGCUGCUGUCUAGCAAAGAUGUCCUGCUGAGGACCACCCUGAGCCUCACUUUGCCACAGGUUAGCAAGAGAAAUGCUACCACCUUUUCGGGCAAAGACAGCUGGGUGGAGAUGGAUCUUUCUACGUACCUUCAGCCGUGGGUCUGGGCUGCCCAGAACAGCCAAGUUCUCCAUGUGAGUCAUGCAUGUACCUUUGUGGGGCAGCCUUGGGGCUCCACCCCUGAUCCUGCCUGGGAGGACACAGUGUCCCUAAAUGACCCCUUCUUGUUACUUUACCUCAAUGACACAUUGAGUGGACUUUGGACCAGGCUAGGGGGCUCAGGCUCAGGGGAGGGGCCCUUUGAAGAGAAGCACCUCAAAGGGCCUGUUCAGAUGCGCAGAGCCCGCCAGGCGGGCAAUCUUGCCCUCGACCUCCCCAGCUACCUUCGAACGAACCGCGCUAAGAAGAGGGACUGUUCCCUCCACCGCUUCCGUGUCAGCUUUCAGCAGCUGGGCUGGGACCACUGGAUCAUCGCGCCACAUUCCUACCAGCCCCAGUACUGCAAGGGCAAUUGUCCCCGUGUCCUGCACUUUGGCUACCACUCCCCAAAUCAUGCCAUCAUUCAGAACUUCAUUAACGAGCUGGUAGACAAGAGUGUCCCGCCUCCCUCCUGCGUCCCUUACGAGUACAGUCCAAUCAGCAUCCUCAUGAUGGAACAGAAUGGAACCAUCCUUUACAAAGUGUACGAGGACAUGAUUGCAAAAUCCUGCACUUGUCGGUAA
Messenger RNA from Sphaerodactylus townsendi, 1257 nucleotides. It is a transcript of the gene BMP15, whose product is annotated as bone morphogenetic protein 15. The record is from RefSeq and is a predicted model, not a curated record. Gene Ontology annotation, cellular component: extracellular region. Gene Ontology annotation, molecular function: cytokine activity; growth factor activity. NCBI's taxonomy places the organism in Eukaryota, Metazoa, Chordata, Lepidosauria, Squamata, Sphaerodactylidae. Gene Ontology annotation, biological process: SMAD protein signal transduction; BMP signaling pathway. The coding region runs from base 1 to 1257 and encodes 418 amino acids. The transcript is spliced from 2 exons.